GUCUGUUUUAAACAACUUAAUGACUGCACUUCAUUUAGCGCGCCCGAAUGAGACCUUUUGUAUUGGUAUAGUCUACUAAGAUUUAUGGGAAAUUUAAAUAGGCUAGGGGACAUUGCAAAUUUUCUGAUUCUCAAAAAGGUACAUAAAUAAAGAUUGUAACUUUUAUCAGGCUACCUAAAGAAAAUAUAGGCUAUUACUGAGAAAGUGAUAGGCUGUAGGAUGAUUAGCCUAUGCUACUGUAGGUUAAUGUAAAAAUAUGCCAGAUGAGAAAGUUGUUAAAUUUAUAAUAAUAAUAAUCAUAAAUAAAUAAAUAUAAAUAAAAAAGAUAAUAGUAACAACUUGAAGGAGAUGAUGAGGAAGGUGAUGGGAUGAGAUACGUCAAGCGGCUUAUAGACUAUAACUGCACGGGCUACUGGAGUAAAGACCCCCUGCGGCUCGCUCACUUUGUCGGUGCGUCCGAAUAUUCGGAGCUCUAUUUAAAAUGCAUUGAAUGGGAAGGGAAUUUCCAACAAUGGCGACCUGGACACAGUUGAGUGGGCAUCUCUUUCUCUCUCCUCACCCCCAGGAUCCAUUGCCGCUCCGCACAAUACCCCCCUUUCACCCCCGCCUCUGUUCCCAUACACCACGUGGAGGAGGGAUAAAGUGAAAAGCCAUUUUUAAUUAGAUGUAUCAAAAACAAGCACCCGACCUGCACCGUAUCUCAUACAAGGCCAAGCUGUCCACUAACUAUAAAGUAGGCUAGGUUUUCUUAUCUGUGAGCGCAUUAGGCCUUAAACAUAUCAUUUAAGAGAAAAAUAGUCACAAUAAUCUUAUACUGCUUUUAUAUCUUUAUUUAAAUUGAUACUGUAAAUUUAGCUGAAAUGGGCAGGGGAAAUGUUUUUGGUUGGGUGCUGAUUUGCAACGAUUUGGGCAUUCAUAAAGAAAUAAGUUUUUGAUUUGCUUAACAGUGCAACUAAAAUUAAUAAAAUUUCUCUCCUCAUUUAAUAGUUUAUUCAAUUCAGCCAGAACAUUGAUUGCCAAAAAUGUAUUCAAUCGUGUUCAGAGGACGUACCAAGUUUCCACUCAAGGAAUGUUUUUUCAAAUGUUUUUUCAGCUAUUAUGACUCAUAGAUUUGAGUCAUAAUAGCUAGUCAAUCUAAAAAAUCCAAAAUGGGGGAAAAAAUAUAGGGGGCAAAAUAGAAAAUGCCAAGACUUACCUUUCUCAUGCUCAGUUGAUGCAAUUGGCAGAAAUGCUGUAUCUGUGAGAAAUAUUAAACUGUUUUCAACAUUACAAAUGAAAUGUCAACAUAAUAUGAAAUGUUACUUGAGUAUUUGUAUUGUAAUGUGCUGUUGAAAAUUCAGCUUUUCCAUCACAGGAACGAAUUAUAUUUUAAAAUAUAUUAAAGUAUAGGAUAUAUAUUUAAAAUUGUAAUAAUAUUUCACAAUAUUACCUUUCUGGCUGUAUUUUUGAGUUUUGGUGAGCAAAAAAGAUUAAAUUUCCUGUUUCCUUUAGAGCAAACCAUCAGAUUUUUUUGGUAAGUGCAACAUACUUGACCAAUGUACGUCAGUUCUUCUGAUUACAUAAACAUUAUUUAUGACCGUUUUAGAGAUUGUUUGCCCUGAGGAAAAAAGUGCAUCAUAAUGGCGCGUUUGUUAUUAUUUGCGUUAGCUCAGUCAGCAGCCAAUCAGAUGAGGCCAAUUGCGCCCGCGCGGCGACCUACCUGUGACUGACAGUCUGUAAAUAAUGAACAACAACAACACAGUUGCGAAUUCUCGGUAACUAUUAUGAGCUUAAAAAGCUACAUAUUUGUGAAGAGCGAUAUACAUUUGAUAACAGCAUUAGUUUGAUUUACCGUUUUAGUAUCCUAAUAGAGAUGUGAGAGGGGAAUAUUUUUCCCGCUCUUUGCUAUUAUCUUUUACGUAAAGCGCGCGCAUAAUCUUUGUCAUUGUUCGUUAGCUUAAUUAUAAAAACAUCCUAAAUACAGAACAAUUACAUUUAACCGUUGUUGUCUGUUUUCUUCCAUAAGAACCGCCAUGUCGGCAUCUAAAUACACCUUGCAGUGUAAUUCGCAUAAAUGCCGGGCAAAGCUGAGUGGCUUCGCGUGGGUCACGGCCUGCUCUCAUGUCUUCUGUGAUCACCACGGUUCGGAAGCGUUCAGCCGCACACCUUCCAUCUGCCCCGUAUGCUCCACCAUGCUUUCAGGCAAACUGGACGUGCUGCGAACAGAGUUGACACCAUCAGAGCAAUACAAAGCUAUGGUUUUGGUCGGACUACAGCCUGAAACGGUUUUGGAAAUCAGUCAUAACGCACUAGUCUUUUGGACCUACCAGGUAAACCAGGAAAGGUUGCUGAUGGAGUACAAUUUGUCCAGAGCUGGGGGACAAGUGCUUCAGAUGGAGAAGUUUAUGACCCAGCAGAACCAGAGCAGAGAGCUUGAGUUAAAUGCAUUAAGAGGGGAGAUCGCAUCACUGAAAAAGGUGCUGGAUGAAUACAAGCAGAAGUACAAUGAGGUUUUGGAGCGACUGAAUGAACGCAACAGGCAAUAUCAGAAGCUGCAGAGACUUCUCGACUCACUUCGUAUGCACACUCUGGGAAUGGAAGAGAAAGAUCCCACGCCCCACACUUUCCCUACAGGGUUGGUCAAACAACACUCUCCCCAUAGCAGUCCUUCAUUCCUGGGACCAGAAGUUGACAGGUUUUUCUCAUUGGGACCAGACAAUGCUAAAACUUUCUUCCAGUUCAGCACACCCACCCGAGACAGAACCCACUCUUUCAUCAAGAAAAACUGAGUUUAACUUGAGUUUCACCAGGAUGCAUGAGCUGUAUCAGUCUUAUUUUUUCCAUUUAUGAAUUCUGAUUUCAGUUCUGACUGCCAAGUAUGGUUGUUUUCUCUUUAGUUUUUCCAUGUUCUUUCAAAUGUGUUAUUUAUUGAUAAAGCUGUUGCUCAGAGUUUGGAGAACGUGUUACGAUGUAAAUACUCCCAACAUGUUUCUGCUAAUGUAAAUGACUUUAGUGACGAAAAGAAGUCAAUUAAAAUAUAUGUAAAAGCC
Molecule: messenger RNA, 3029 nt
Organism: Ctenopharyngodon idella (grass carp)
Lineage: Eukaryota; Metazoa; Chordata; Actinopteri; Cypriniformes; Xenocyprididae
Product: E3 ubiquitin-protein ligase CCNB1IP1
Exons: 4
Coding region: 2013-2768 (251 amino acids)
Biological process (GO): reciprocal meiotic recombination
Cellular component (GO): synaptonemal complex
Molecular function (GO): ubiquitin protein ligase activity
Source: RefSeq, a predicted model, not a curated record